UAAUUUAAGAAGUAAUAAGUAAUAAUCAGAAAAUUAAGAAAGGAAGAAACUGAGACAAGGGGUUGGAGUGAAGCCCAAGCCAUCAAUAGCUAUACUAAAAUCCAGUGUGUUGCUCUUUCCUGCAUUCCUCUUUGCGAUUCAACUCUCUCUUCUUUCAGAGAUUCUCAUAGCUUUUUACCCGGAGAGCUUGAGUUUCUGACCUGAUGUCGAUCUUUGAGUAUAAUGGAAGUGCUGUAGUCGCGAUGGUGGGGAAGAAUUGCUUUUCCAUUGCCAGUGAUCGUAGGCUUGGUGUUCAGCUGCAGACUAUUGCCACAGAUUUCCAGAAAAUUUAUAGGAUUCAUGAUAAGCUAUUUCUCGGCCUUUCGGGCCUUGGUACCGAUGCUCAGACACUGUAUCAACGGCUUGUUUAUCAGCACAAACUGUACCAACUUCGAGAAGAGAGGGACAUGAAGCCUGAGACAUUUGCUAGCCUGGUCUCCGCUCGUCUUUAUGAGAAAAGGUUUGGUCCAUAUUUCUGCCAGCCUGUAAUUGCUGGAUUGAGUGAUGAAGACAAACCCUUCAUUUGCACGAUGGAUUCCAUUGGUGCCAAAGAGCUUGCUAAGGAUUUUGUUGUUUCUGGUACUGCAUCGGAGUCCCUGUAUGGUGCUUGUGAGGCAAUGUUCAAACCUGACAUGGAACCAGAGGAAUUAUUUGAGACCAUCUCUCAAGCGCUGCUGUCUUCUGUGGAUAGGGACUGUUUGAGUGGAUGGGGAGGGCAUGUCUAUGUUGUUACGCCUACUGAAGUAAAAGAACGAAUCUUGAAGGGACGCAUGGAUUGAUCUUUCCUCCGAUGUUUGAAAGAUGACUUGUUUCAUGAUUGCUUCAAAUUAGGCUUCAGCCCAGGGCAAUGGAGUUCACGAGUGAAAUGCAAAAAGACUUUCAUGCUGGGCUGAAACUUGUAAUGUGCUCAAUAUAAUUUGACAUGGAAUUGGCUUUAUCUGGAACUGUCAACAUGAGACAAUGUUUAUGAAACGAAAUAUGCCUUUUGGUUCCAAAAUUGAUUAAUUUAGAUUCCAAAA
Benincasa hispida (wax gourd) is the source of this 1058-nucleotide messenger RNA. Its product is annotated as proteasome subunit beta type-3-A. Gene Ontology annotation, biological process: proteasome-mediated ubiquitin-dependent protein catabolic process. The record is from RefSeq and is a predicted model, not a curated record. Gene Ontology annotation, cellular component: proteasome core complex, beta-subunit complex; proteasome core complex; cytoplasm. Lineage: Eukaryota; Viridiplantae; Streptophyta; Magnoliopsida; Cucurbitales; Cucurbitaceae.